AUGCGGGGAAGCAGGCUGAACCAUAUGGCUCCCUGGGCUGCAUUGUUGCAGAAACCCAAUGAGGUUAGACCCCUAGUCUCCUUUACAUUCACAUCACUUCAAGCUACCUCUGACGGAGCCACUGAAAUCUACGACAUCGCGGACGUCCGUUGCGGACACAUUGAGCGCUACGAAGCCGAGGAAUUUGAGAACGGAGGUUCGGACGAUGGCAAAAAGUAG
Molecule: messenger RNA, 219 nt
Organism: Coprinopsis cinerea okayama7#130
Lineage: Eukaryota; Fungi; Basidiomycota; Agaricomycetes; Agaricales; Psathyrellaceae
Exons: 4
Coding region: 1-219 (72 amino acids)
Source: RefSeq, a predicted model, not a curated record